This is a messenger RNA of Oncorhynchus mykiss (rainbow trout), 1426 nucleotides long. Its product is annotated as pregnancy-specific beta-1-glycoprotein 1. NCBI's taxonomy places the organism in Eukaryota, Metazoa, Chordata, Actinopteri, Salmoniformes, Salmonidae. Gene Ontology annotation, cellular component: membrane. The record is from RefSeq and is a predicted model, not a curated record.
AUAUAAAAUUCACAGAACAAGAAAACGUUACUUUAUUUUCAACUAAGCGGUCACGACGCAUGCAGAGGGAAGAACUAAACCACAUUUCACUUUCACAGCCUUGGGAAAUUAAGAUCAGAAGUAGGCUAGCUAACUAGCGCAUAUGCCUAAACUAACGCUCAUCAGAUUGUGUUUCUGGCUUUGUCUGGUGCGAACGGUGGUCUCCCGAGAUGAUCUUUAUCAUGAAGUGGGAGGGAAGCUCGUGUUGAAACCAGACAAGUCCACAGUGACUGACCCCAUCACAAGCAUCCUAUGGAAGCAUGGGAAGAACAAGGUGGCAGAGUGGGACAAGGAUUUUGGUGGUCUGGAUAUCUAUGCUGCCUUCAAAGAGCGUACAACCCUGGACCAGACUUCUGGAGAGCUGAGAAUCAGUGGAUUGAAGAAAACAGACAGUGGAGUUUAUUCUGUGGAGUUCAACAGCAAACUGCUUAACAAGACAUAUACAUUAUCUGUUAUCAAGGCAGUCCCCAAACCCACAAUCACUUCUUCCUGUAACCCAGACAAAACCUCCUGCACUCUGACCUGUGAGGUUGACACCACUGAUGCUGAACCAGUCACCUACAGCUGGAAAGAGGGAGAGGGGGCGUGGGAGGACUUAGACAAACAGCUUAAUAUCAAUAAGAGUGACACUGGCAAAUCAACCAAGUACAUCUGCAAAAUGAAAAACCCUGUUAGUGAAGAAGUCAGUGAUCCAAUUGGACAGGUGUUUGAUCCAGAGGCAGUCCCUAAACCCACAAUCACUUAUACCUGCAACACAGACAAAAUCUGCAUUCUGACCUGUGAGGGCGACACCACUGAUGCUGAACCCGUCACCUACAGCUGGAAAGUGGGGGAGGGGGCGUGGGAGGUCAUAGGAAAACAGCUGAUUGUCUCUAAGAGCGACACUGGCAAAUCAACCAACAGUUACAAGUACAUCUGCAAGCUGAAGAACUCUGUUAGUGGGGAAGUCAGUGAGCCAGUUGGAGAGGUGUUUGGUCCAGAGCCUUCUGAAGUCGGUGGUGGUGGGAUUGUUGGUGUUGUCGUCAUUAUCAUUGUAGCCAUUGUAGCGCUUGUUGCCAUUGUCAUAACAAUUUGGUUGGUGUGGAAGAAGAAAAAGGAAUAUCCCCAAGACACCUGGAUUGACUUUUUGAGAAAGUAUUGUGGUGGAAUGUGUGGGGUUCCGUUAACGCCCAACACCAAAACGGGGGAAGAUGGCGCAGACAAAGCUGGAAGGGGGCAGGGGAAUGAAGAUGCCACUCCAUUGAAGUAGAAAGACCACCAGUAAAGAAUCCAGUAUUUUAGGAUGCUGGCGGUCGGUCUUGCUUGUGGGGUAACUGAGGACCAGAAACAUGGGGUUUGAAGGCUCUCAGUACAUGACUCCUUAUGUUACAUUGAGACAAACGACCAA